AUGAGGUUAUUAUCCUUAGUUAAAGCAUAUAAAGUACCGUACUAUAAUCAUGUUAAAGCAUAUAAUGUACCAUGUUAUAAUUACAAAAAACCAGCAAUAGUUGGCAUUAAAACUUUUUGCACUCUAAAUUUUUAUAAAAAAUCUGAUGUCUUUGCACCAAUAAUGCCUGAUGAUUCAGAUGUUAAAUCAAAAGAUUUGUAUGAAAAAGUUUCAGAAAUUCUUAAUGUUAAAUACCUCUCAGAUACUACACAAGAAUUAGAUGAAGUCAACGGAAUUUUAUAUGGAUAUUCUAACCGAUUUUUUGGAGUAAUGACGAUGAAUAUAAAUGAUAAAAUUAAAAAUUUAAUUUUUCUUAUUGAUACUGGUUCUCCAAAGACUUACAUCACUAAGGAAGUGUUAGAUUCAUGUUUGCCAAAUAUUACUAAUACAUAUAAUCCUUUUUCUGUGAUAUUAAAUAAAAGACAUAUAGCAGUAAAUGUAUCUCCUGUUGGUUCUACUUUUAGUGAUUUGAAUAUAUUAGGAACAGAUUAUAUGAGUGUAUAUAGAGCUAAGUUGGAUGCAGAUUUUAAGCAAAAAAAUUUUAGUAUUAAAUUUAAGUCUAGUUAUUGA
Messenger RNA from Rhizophagus irregularis DAOM 181602=DAOM 197198, 609 nucleotides. RefSeq lists its product as uncharacterized. Lineage: Eukaryota; Fungi; Glomeromycota; Glomeromycetes; Glomerales; Glomeraceae. The record is from RefSeq and is a predicted model, not a curated record.